Messenger RNA from Pyricularia oryzae 70-15, 894 nucleotides. RefSeq lists its product as uncharacterized. The coding region runs from base 46 to 894 and encodes 282 amino acids. The transcript is spliced from 4 exons. The record is from RefSeq and is a predicted model, not a curated record. NCBI's taxonomy places the organism in Eukaryota, Fungi, Ascomycota, Sordariomycetes, Magnaporthales, Pyriculariaceae.
CUCGGCGCCCAGGGCAAGGUGACGGACAAGGUGAAGCGGUGGCUCAUGGAGUCGACAAACUCGGUCACGUUGGAGAUUAUGGCUUUUGAGCUUUUGGACAACAUCAUAGAAGCUCAGCUCGGCAACACCCAUCAGCUGCCCGAUGUCAGUCUUUACGACCAUGAAGUGCACGAGACGUUUCAGUCCCGGUUUGACAGUGUCGUUGCCGCUUUGAGAUAUUCAAAAGCCAUGGUCUACAACCUGAGCCACGCCUCGUUCCUCUGGAGGGUAGCUGCAGGGCCCAAGACGCAACUCAAGGCAAAGACGGCAAACGCAGAACUCAACGGCGCCAGAGCGGAGCGGCAGGCCGUCUACCAACGCGCCGUGCAGGCCAACGACAAAGACGCCCUGAUGAAGGCGGCCAUGACGCGCAGGCCGAGGUACAAACAGCCGGCCAAGUCCUCCCAGGCCGGACUCUCCACCGCCAUGGGAGUUUCCAACGAGCAGCAACCGUUUGAACAGACCCCUUCGUGGCCCGCGAGCAAGCGAUCAGCCACCGAGGCAGGAAUGAUGGCAGGAGAUGGCUGUCCGACAAAGAGGGCGUGUGUGCCAAACCUUGGCGAUCUGGGCCAGAUGCAGGGCUCGUCGGUAUUCCCGAGCUUCUUCGACACCACAAACACUGCUGCCGCCGGUGCCGUGGGGAUAGGGUCCACAGGUCACGAGCUCGCCGCCACCACCAUGUCCUAUCCGAUCGACCCCCAGCUGGGGCACACAAUGACCUUUGCGGACAUGCCGUCGUUUGAUCAGGGACUCGGAGGCUGGGAUGAUUCGCUGGGAGGGAUAAGCAAUGCCGAUAUGCUCGAUCUGAUCCAAGAGUGGCCAGCAGCGCAGUACUCUUCAAACAAUGGCAUGUAG